This is a messenger RNA of Ochlerotatus camptorhynchus, 2879 nucleotides long. RefSeq names its product coiled-coil and C2 domain-containing protein 1-like. Gene Ontology annotation, molecular function: DNA-binding transcription repressor activity, RNA polymerase II-specific; RNA polymerase II cis-regulatory region sequence-specific DNA binding. Lineage: Eukaryota; Metazoa; Arthropoda; Insecta; Diptera; Culicidae. The record is from RefSeq and is a predicted model, not a curated record. The transcript has 6 exons. Gene Ontology annotation, cellular component: nucleus. Gene Ontology annotation, biological process: regulation of transcription by RNA polymerase II. Bases 91 to 2562 code for a protein of 823 amino acids.
ACCUUUUUUUUAUCAGUUUUUAAAGUUGGAAUUGAUUAAUUUGUCACCCAAUCGGACAGUGGCAUGCAGUUUUAGAUUUUAUCGGUGGAGAUGUUCAGUUUUGGCAAGAAACCCGCCGCUCCGAAGCGGGAAAGGAAACGCGAUCCAUCCGAGUAUGGAUUGUUCGGAAUAGGUGACGCUGGCAUCGGGGACGAUAACGAUAGUGACCUGGGUGACGAUGGGGAUAAUGGCGAUUUGGAAGCUGAGCUGGCGGCAAUUGCUUCCGGAUCCGGUGCUGGAAAAAAGCCGCGACCGAAACCUAAGGGAGGUGUUGUGGCACCGGAAGCUCUGGACGCGAUGGUGGCCGCAAGUUUGAGAGACGUUGGCAGUGAUGAGGAGCUUUCCGGAGAUGAUGAUGACCCGGAUUUAUUGAGCGAACUUGCGGAUAUCGCCGGUGGAGAUGUAGCUGAAGACGAACCGGAUGUAGAUAGAGCAUCACCUCCAAAACGAGCGGCAUCUAGCAGCUCUGGGGUGAAAGAUCUGAUUAAAUCUAGAAUCGAAAUGUAUACCACAGCGGAGGACAAUGCAAAGAAAACGGGUGAUGCUUCCAAAGCAAGAAGGUUCAAUCGAGGAUUGAAAACGUUGAAAGACUUGUUGAAGCAAGCAGAAGCCGGGAAGGCAGUGGAUCCUAGCGAUAUUCCACCGGAAGUAAGUGUGAAGGGUGCCACUUCUGGACCUAAUCCAGAACCACCAAAAGAAGAAAAAUCGGCCGACAUUCCCACAGUUCCUACAAGAAAAGCUCCAGCUCCUCCCCCUGCAGGUCCUGCACCGGUCUUCGAAUCAACUACCAUGGCUACAACGCCUGAAUCAAAACCUUCACCUCCGGCCAAUCCACAGCUAAGUCUACUAAACGAUAGGAAGACCCAAUAUAAAACUGCUGCCUUAGAAGCGAAAAAGGCAGGAAACACAGAGAAAGCUAUCCAAUACAUGAAGAUAGUAAAACAAUUCGACUCGGUGAUUCAGGCGGUGGAAAAUGGGCAAGAAGUUGAUCUGAGUAGAAUGCCACCCCCGCCAGGAGAACAAGACAAAUCAUCACCUGUGGCUGCCACCAGUCCACCGCCAGUGCCUCCUCGCGCAAGAAAAGAGGAAGACCAUACCCAAAAGGAAGCCGAAGUGCCUGCCGUUGUUGUGACCAGCAGCGAACCAACGUCUCAAGAAGAUUCCGAACAACCCGAAGAGGAAGAAGUGCUGAUUCAAGCGUCCAGUAUUUCGGAAGCGCUUCAGCAACGGUUGGAAAAGUAUCAAUCCGUAGAAAAGGCAGCCAAGGACGAAGGCAAUGGAUCGAAAGCGCGCCGGAUUGGACGCAUUGUGAAGCAGUACCAGGAUGCAAUCAAGUUACACAAAGCCGGCAAACCGAUUCCGAUAGAUGAACUUCCGACCCCACCCGGCUAUGCACCUAUUCCGGUGGAUGGACCGCCAAAGGUAUCUCCCAAGCCGGCCCCAUCGCCACGACCGGUUCCGAAGGCUUCGCCAGUGACGACUCCCGGGGGGUCUUCUGCUGCUGCUGACGUUCCUGGUCCCAGCAAGGUAGCGAAAUCGCCCCAAACACAGAACGAGAAACAGAUUGUCCUUCUGCUGGAGCGCCAGAAGGAAUUCCGCCAGGCGGCCGUCGAGGCGAAGAAUGCCGGUGAGCUAGAGGAAGCCAAGGAAUACCUUCGAGUGUUCAAGGGUUUGGAAAAGUUGAUCGAUACCGCCCGCGGGGGAAUCCCGAUCGAUAUGAACACCAUUCCGAUAGCACCUUCCAAGCGAUCCUCGCUGGAGGACUCCUUCACGGUCGUUGCCCAAGAGGAUUGCACUCCAGCGGACGAUGCGGAUGUAGAUCUGAACACGCGUCUAGAGGAGCAACUGUCGAAGCAGCUGAUUAUGUGUAGGAACACUAGGGAUCAUCACCGGGCGAUGGGCGAUGUGGCCGGUACGAAUCGAUUCGAGAAUCUAGCUCUUAGUGUUCAAAAGGAUCUGGACUUUGUGAGAUUGGCACACAGAAAGCAACUACCGGUUCCGAAGUUCCACUACGAGAUGAAGCAGUUUAACGUAGUCAAGUGUAAUACGGAAUUAACCGACAACGAAGUUGAGGUUAUGAUAGUUAGGGGUAUCAACUAUAAUGUUCCUAACCCGAAGGAGGUGGAUACGUACGUGAAGCUGGAGUUUCCAUAUCCGCAGGAUGAUCCUUUAAAAGCGAAAACCGGCAUCGUAAAAGACAGCGACAAUCCGGAGUAUAACCACCGACAGAGCAUCGAAAUUCAUAGAAGUCAACGUGCGUGUCAGCGGAUAUUCAAAAGACAGGCGCUCAAAUGUGAAGUUUUUUCCAAAGGAGGUUUCCUUCGCUCGGACACCCUCAUUGGAACGGUCACGGUGAAGUUGCAGCCACUGGAAACGCAAUGCGAGAUUCACGAUUCGUUCCCGCUGAUGGACGGUCGUAAAACAGCCGGUGGCAAACUGGAACUGAAGAUACGUGUCCGGAAUCCGAUCCUGACAAAGCAGAUCGAGCAGAUAAACGAAAAGUGGCUGAUUAUCGAUGCAUGAGUUGUUACCCAGCACUAGGAUGCAUUUGAUACGCGCGAUGCUAAGGCCAUGCCGGCGGGUGACGUGGAGAGAUUGACUGGUGAUGCUAGUAAAAAAUGUAAUGGAAUCUAAACAACUAUCACACAUGGCAGCAGAACAUCGAGCGGUUGCAGUUGCAGAUUUCUCGUUCUGUACUGCGUGCUACGCGAAACAAUCGAAAUGAGGAAAUAGCGCUUUAAGCUUCUGUUGAAUGUUGAAAUAGGCGGAAUGUUUGUAAAAUUGUGUGUUGACUGAGUUAGUCAGUUUGUGAUGAACGAUAGGAUAGCUUUACGAUGUGA